This is a messenger RNA of Physeter macrocephalus (sperm whale), 2155 nucleotides long. RefSeq names its product dual specificity phosphatase 22 (gene DUSP22). The record is from RefSeq and is a predicted model, not a curated record. Lineage: Eukaryota; Metazoa; Chordata; Mammalia; Artiodactyla; Physeteridae. Gene Ontology annotation, cellular component: cytosol. The transcript has 6 exons. Gene Ontology annotation, molecular function: protein tyrosine phosphatase activity; protein tyrosine/serine/threonine phosphatase activity. Bases 422 to 922 code for a protein of 166 amino acids. Gene Ontology annotation, biological process: protein dephosphorylation; signal transduction.
CCCUGGGCCCGGGCCCCCGAGGAGCCAGAAUCCUGGAGGCCCCCAAUCCCAGGAGUCAUGUCCCUGCGCCCCGGCCCCCGGGAGACAUAAUCCCUGCGCCCCCGCCGGGCCCCUAGGAACCGCGUCCACAAGUCCCGGGGGCCGGCGUGGCAGGCGCCGGGCUCACUCCGGGAGGGGGCGGGCGCCGCGAGCCCCUUCCCGCAGGGGCGCCUGUGCCGUUGCCCGGCGGCCGGGGAGCCCGGGGGCCGCGGGGGACAGGAGCGCAGCGGACAGAGAGGCCUGGGCGCCGCCGGUCCGUGUUGCUGUUUGCGCUGCGGGCGCGCAGUGCCCCCUGCCCGCCCGCCCGCUGCUCCCCCGCCCGCUCCAACAUGCCCUCAGUGCGCCUGCCGCCGCGCCCCGGGCGCUAGACCGCGCGGCCGCCAUGGGGAAUGGGAUGAACAAGAUCCUGCCUGGCCUGUAUAUCGGCAACUUCAAAGAUGCCAGAGAUGCAGAGCAAUUGAGCAAGAACAAGGUGACACACAUUCUGUCUGUGCACGACAGUGCCAGGCCAACCUUGGAGGGGGUUAAAUACCUGUGCAUUCCAGCAGCGGAUUCACCAUCUCAAAACCUGACAAGACAUUUCAAAGAAAGUAUUCAAUUCAUCCACGAGUGCCGCCUGCGAGGUGAGGGCUGCCUUGUUCACUGGUUUCUGCAGGGACUGUUGAGGUCACGACACAGAAACUCCUUUUCCAGCCUUCCUCAAAGAGAUCCCGUCAGGAUAUGGGCUCCACCCAGUGCCCGUUCAAAACACUGCUUCUUGCCGGAGACUUUUGACUGCAUGUGUGGGUGUUUAGCAGUGCGUUACUGUCACACCGAAAUGACCAUCUCUUCUCAGUUUAUAGAUUGGAGCUUUUAUGUGUUUGGGGCUUAUACUUUGCUUUGAGGAGAACUAAAUAGACUCUUAGAAUUGAGCAGUUCCUACGCAGCUAUCCACCUGCAUUCAGCCGCCGUCUGUGUGGUACCUACGCACACACCUGUGCGCACAUCGUGCAGAGAAAGCUUCUCUGAGACACAGAACUCAAGCACAGUGCCCUGCACCUGACACGUCGCAAGCACUCAGGGGAAUGCGGGCCCUCGUUUCAUCACUGCCCAUUUUCAUUGUUCUUUUAAAAAGAGCAGGACGUGUAAUAAACGCAAAGUGCGGGUUGUAUGACAUUUGCUCACAUUUGCUUCAGAACGCUUCGGUGCAGUCAGAGGCGUUUCAAGGGGCCCUGGGGUCCUGUACCUGGGGAGUUAGCAUCUGCCCGCUGCAGCCCAAGAGGAUGUAUUUUUUUUUUAACGCUCUCUCAGUUUUUCUGAUACACAGGAAGAACCGCUACUUGAGAGUGGGUUUUUACUAUUAUUAUUAUUUAUAUUUGAAUAUGUGCAGGCCUGAUAUUCUAGGAAUUUGUAUCUCAUACAGUUGUGUCAGUUUGAAGAUAGGCUUUUCUAAAAAUGAGAAAUUUGCUAAACUUCCCCAUCUUAAACCGUUGCUGAGCACUCCAAGUCUGACGCAGCACAACCUCUCUGUGACCGCCUUAAUUUGCAUGUGCAUUUAAAACCGGUCCCCUUCCUCAGCCUGUGAGAGAAAAUCGACCGUUAUGGCCUGCAGAGCGCGCCCACGCUGGCACUCUGCUUAUGUAUAUGAAGAUCACAAAAUAUUUGGUAAGGGCUUCUGUAUUUAAUGAGUUUUUUAAGUAAUAGGCUUGGCCCUUAUAUCCCUAAGAAAACCAGACUUUAAAAACGUGAAGCUGUCUAAACGGCUGCAGAUUAUAACUGGGUUUGUGGCUCAGAUCCUGGACCCCUCCAGUCCCUGGAUGUCCUUUAGUUACUUUAUCUGUCCAGGGAAAUGGGGACUGUCUGAAGAGGAGCUCGGGAGCAAUAGAGAAUCAGAAAAUGAAGUGUCCGGAGACACAGCCAGUAGAAAACCAGUAAAAAAAAAAAAAAAAAAAAAAUGAGGCUACACAGGUGAAGAAUGCCUGAGAGUCUAGCGUCAUAAGCUAGAGAGAGCUGGUACGUUCUGAGUAAUUUCCUAGUGACGUACUGGCUUGCUGUCCGCUCGUACUCUGAGGCGGGAAGGCUUCCUCAGUGAGCCCUCCGAGUCCCCGACCCUCCCUUGCCUGUGUGGUUCUUGGCC